Symbiodinium pilosum is the source of this 1374-nucleotide messenger RNA. NCBI's taxonomy places the organism in Eukaryota, Dinophyceae, Suessiales, Symbiodiniaceae. The record is from the annotation of a GenBank genome assembly.
AUGGGGCAGGUCAUGGGCAUCAUCAUCGCUUCUUUUUCUCAGGCUCAGCGAGACCCGCUGGAGAACUUGCGGCUUGCGGUGGAGCGCGCGGAGGCUGCAGGUGUCGAACAGGAUACGCUCGAUGAUGUGAGGACGAAGCUUGCAGAGCUGGAAAACGAAGUCGGAAAGGAGCUUUCUAUCUCGGUUCGGCAUGCUGUUAGUGGAGAAACCCUCACAGUGGUACGGGCACGACCGUCCGACACACCUGCCUACCUGCGAGAGCAUGUUUUGAGAGCCACCGGUGACGGAGGUGUCGCUCUCCAUUUUCUUUUCCAGUCGCAGGUGUUGGAUGAGAAGGUCAGCCUUCGGGACUCUGGUCUCGUAGAUGGUGAUACGGUCUUUCUGGUUCAGACGCCUUUGCUUUGCCUGACCGCGUCCUUCGACGGGACCGCGCGAAUAUGGUACUUGCAAAAUGGCGAUUGCCGCAAGAUGCUCGUCGCGCGACGCGGAGGGCAGGUCCAGUCUGCGACGUUUUCACAUGACGGCUUGAUGCUGCUCACCGUGUCGCUAGAUGGCGAGGGCAAGUUAUGGUGCCCAGAAAGUGGACGGCUGCUGUGUGAGCUCAAUGGACAAGCAGGAGGAGUGCUGUCCGGUGAGUUCUCAGCGGAUAGCAAAUGGAUUACUGGUGCAUCAGAUGACUGCACCGCUAUAGUCUGGAGUGCUGAGACGGGCAAAUGCUCGCAAGUCCUUUCCGGACAUGAUGAUGAUGUCAAGUCAGCUGCCUUCUCCCCUGACGCAUCCCUGGUGGUCACAGCAUCCUGUGAUGGUACUGCUGGCCUCUGGAUGGCGGCGGAUGGCAGUCGUUUACGAUCUUUUGUUGGACAUGACGACGUGGUGAAGUCUGCAAUGUUCUCCUUCGACGGGUUGCGCAUCAUCACGGCGUCCAUGGACGGAACUGCGCGGGUUUGGAAUGUUGAGACCGGGGAGUGCCUGCAAGUGCUGCAGGGCCACGCCAAGGCUGUCAAUAGUGCAGCUUUCUCCCCUGAUGACACAUUGUAUCUCACAACGUCCUUUGACGGGACGGUUCGUGUGUGGGAGGCAGACUCAGGCGAUUGCAAUUUGGUUCUUCAUGCCGAUAACAAAGUGGUCAAUACUGCACAAUUCUCGCCAGACGGAGCAAUGAUUCUGGUUGCCUCGGGCACUGAGUGCGUCCGACUGUUAAGCGCGACUACAGGCGAGUGCAUAACGACCUUAGAUGGUCACGAAGACUGGGUGAGAACAGCGAACUUCUCACCAGACGGUGCGGAACUCACGCUUGUCCGUGCCACAAAAGGAGAUGUUUCACUGCAAGGCGUGAAGAAUGAAUUUUCAUGCGAGUGGAAGGUCCCCGUAUGA